This is a messenger RNA of Cydia splendana, 3355 nucleotides long. RefSeq names its product inositol-tetrakisphosphate 1-kinase-like. Gene Ontology annotation, molecular function: magnesium ion binding; inositol-1,3,4-trisphosphate 5-kinase activity; inositol-3,4,5,6-tetrakisphosphate 1-kinase activity. Gene Ontology annotation, cellular component: cytoplasm. The transcript has 5 exons. The record is from RefSeq and is a predicted model, not a curated record. NCBI's taxonomy places the organism in Eukaryota, Metazoa, Arthropoda, Insecta, Lepidoptera, Tortricidae. Gene Ontology annotation, biological process: inositol trisphosphate metabolic process. The coding region runs from base 159 to 1253 and encodes 364 amino acids.
GAUUCAGCUAAUUGGAAAAGUUAACAAAGGAACUAGCUCUUGUGAAUAGUUGUUAUACCUGAUUCAACCUCUGAUGAAUUAAUUCCAUUACAUUGUGCAACGUUGAAAUGAAUCAUUGUUUACUGUGCUAACUAGACAGUCUCGUCCAAACCGCCAUUAUGAACGUUUGUAAGCCAAUUACUAAAACUAUUGGAGUAUGGAUGUCAGAUAAGAAAAGUCAGAAAUUAAACUGGAAGGAGUUAAUUAGUGCAGCUAACUCACAUGGCUACAAACUUGUAAAGGUGGAUUUGGAAAGGCCAUUGGAAGAACAGGGCCAGUUUGAUGUGUUCCUCCACAAACUGACUGAUAUCAUAGCUGCAGCUGAUCUGGGGGACCCUAAGGCAUCACUGAUCAUUAGCAAUGUAGAACAGUAUUUAUCAAAUCAUCCAAGUAUUACGGUUAUCGAUCCAUUAGACAACGUCAGAAUUCUAUUGAACAGAUACAAUUAUUAUUCAAUAUUACAAGAUGAACCUACAUUUAUUAGACAAGGAAUUUUUACACCAACAUUCGCAGAGUUUACAACUUCUAAUAUAAAAACCAAUUUAGAAAUAAUGAGACAGAGAGGAGUAACAUUCCCGAUUAUAUGUAAACCUACUAUAGCUCAUGGGUCCAAGUCGGCUCACGAAAUGAUUCUGGUCUUUAAUGAGAGGGAUUUGAAUGUCUGCCGACCACCCUGUGUGGUACAAAGUUUUGUCAAUCAUAACGCAGUUCUACAUAAAAUAUUUCUUAUUGGAAAUAGAUAUCACAUAUGCGAAAGACCAAGCCUUAAAAACUUCUACGCAUCAAAAGACCUAGAACCAAUAUUCUACAGCACAGGAGAAGUGUGCAAAGCAGAUAGUCAAUCCACUCUAUCCAUAUUGGAUCCUCACGACGAGGCCGAUCUACAAAUGGCUUUAAAUGAAGACAAGAUAAAAAUAAUAAUUCGUGCAUUAAGGAAAAGGAUCGGACUGCUAUUAGCGGGAUUUGAUGUCGUCAUAGAUAAUGUGACGGGACAUCAUGCGGUUAUAGACAUCAAUGUGUAUCCUAGUUAUGAUAACUUUCCAAAUUUCUUUGAAAAUCUUAUGGACUGCAUUGAUGAAACGGUGUGCAGGACCAAUACAGUGAAUGGGGAUAGUGAGUUGUGUCAAGAUUACAUCAGCCAUAGGUUAAAUGGGUUGAUAAAUGUUGCAUUUACUGCCAACAAGCUUGGAGUUACUGGUAUGAAUGUAAAUUAGUUUCACUGAACAUUAUUUGAGGUGACAGUCUAAACGGAAUAAUCCGUUCAAAUGAUCCUAUUGUCAAAGAUAAAAGGUUUAUAUUGUAAUAAUUAUUCUUAGUUUUCUGUUAAUCAAAUUGUGCUCUCCACUAAACAUCUUAUUAGAAACAUUAAUAAGUUUAAUUUCGCCAGGAGUAACCUCUUCUAGUGUGGGAAUUACAUAGUUUUAUAUAAGGUGCAGGGGGACAAUUUCGACUGCGGGUAAAUUUCAACUAAUCGAAAUAUCUUACAUGUUUUACAUUAUUAACUAGAGUGCCAUAUAUGUCCAGAUAUCGAAAAAGAUGUGUUGUGUGUGACUCUAGUUAAUAAUCUAAAACAUGGAAGAUAUUUAGAUUAGUUGAAAUUCCCUGCAGUCGAACUUGGCCCCCUGCACCUUAAGUGGGUGAAUCAAAUUUUUUUAUGUCACUCGUUGCCAUGGUUGCGGUCUUCUGUGUCACUCUAAAAACCAAGUUAUUUAGUAGGUAUUUAAAUAAAAAAAAAUACGUUUAUAUUAUACUCGUAGUUAUAUCUAAGCUCUUUCCAUAAUGAGUCAUCUACUAAGCAUGUUUGUAGAACAAGGUUCAAUAAUUCUUCUAACUGCUACUUUUGCCUCCUGGCGGGCGGAACAGAAUAACAAGAAAUAUUUGAUCCACCCAAAUAUUUCAUUACCGUAAUUUUGACCACAUAUUUUGAUAACUCAUUUGUGUUAUGGUUUAAGUAAAUCAAAAUAAAACCAUGUCAGUCCGAAAGUAGAAACGAUCAUAGUCGGUGUAUCUAUUUUAUAAUAAAACUAUAAGACUAAACAAAACAUUUAAUUAUAUAAAUUUGGCUUCAAGCUACAUAAACUUUACUAUGGAUUUAGUAUUGUAAUGUGUCAAAACCAGCAAGUAUUAUGUAUAUUUGUAGGUGACGAAUAUGUACAUAAGAAAAGAACAUGCACCAAUAAUUGGGCUAAGAAGAUGAUGAUGAUUAAUUAUAAUUAAAUUAUUAUGUAUAUUUUGUUUUAUACAAUGCAAGGCAUUUAUUUAUAACCAGAUGUCAAGUUGGAUGUGUGAAUGUAAUAUUUAGUUGUCCGUGUUGGUAUUUAUAAAAUAAUGAAAAUACCUAACUUAUGUGUGAUGGACCGCGAGCCACGAACAGAUUUCCAUGACCAAUCGCCUCCCGGUCGAUGACUCGUAUAUUGGUUAACGGCUAUGUAUGAUGAUCCCUCAUGGACGUCAGCUGGCGCUCCGUUGGUGGGUUGAGGAAUGGCAGCCACCGAAACAUGUAAAAAAAAUAAAUAAAUUUUGUCAUCGUCUCCCGUUUCAUACUUUAUCAGAAGAUAGUUUAGAUGUUAUUAUAAAUAAAAACAACCGUCAGCCGGAUGUAUAGCGGUGGAAAGACCGUCAGCUACUUGCAUAAACAUGUAGAAAAUAAGCGCUGUACUUUUUUAUUAUAGUAAUAACUAAAUCAUGAAACUUUGCAUGUAGGAUUUCAUCAGGCAUUUCAAUAAACGCCUUAUGGAUUUGCGGACAUGAUGAACUGACGGUCUUUCCACCGCGAUACAACCGGCUGACUAUUUUUUUAAUUCAUGAUAGCAUCUAAACUAUCAUCUGACAAAGUAUCAAGCGGGAGGCGAUGACUGACGAUAUUUGCUCCUGGCCCGCGGUCUAUGAAGUCAUAAGGUGCCAAUGUAAUGUCAUGUCGCAUGUUGUUUGUAUUUAUUUUUUGUAAUUGUUUAGCAAAAUUCGUAUUAGAACGUAAAUAGGUACCUACGUUUAUUUUUAUGUAAUUUAAUUGACUGUAACAGUCGGAAGUCAAAGUAAUAAAAAUAAAGUUGGCAGGUAAUAGUAAUAGCUUUAGUUGCCUUGCCGAUAUUAUCAUUUUUCCUUCAGGCUUCCAACAGAAAAAAUGUAUCAAUGCUUUUCCCAUAUAUAUCUUCAUUGAUUCAUAUUCAAUCGUUUCCAUUUACGCCCUAAAUUCACCAGGUUAUGGGCCCAGCACGCUUCCACUAGUUGAAAUUUGAUUUCACUAAUUUAUUGUGUAACUAUUAAAGACUGAAAAUGUAAAUAUUUCAUAAAAUGAAAUAUCUUUGAUCUGAAA